Sipha flava (yellow sugarcane aphid) is the source of this 3128-nucleotide messenger RNA. Its product is annotated as shootin-1-like. Bases 251 to 2464 code for a protein of 737 amino acids. The record is from RefSeq and is a predicted model, not a curated record. The transcript is spliced from 12 exons. NCBI's taxonomy places the organism in Eukaryota, Metazoa, Arthropoda, Insecta, Hemiptera, Aphididae.
UUAACGCUGUUGUGUUUUCAGUUCAGAGUUUAAUAACGUGCGUUUGUUUGUCUACGCGUCUCGAACGCGUUCUUGUUCGACAUUCCGCCACCGACGGACGGAAAAUAAAAAUAAAAAAACCAGCGCGCGCGUUUCUCGUGGACGGCGACGUAAAACGUGUUUCGCGCGGUCCGGUCCGAGACGAACGCACGUGCACUCAAUCGCAUCGAAAGUGCUCCUGAAAAACGAUGUUGUGACGGUCGCGUUCAUAAUGCCACACCGUUCGUCGUACCGUUCAGUGUUCCGUGACGUCCGAUCGGAGCGCAAGACCGGCGGCACGAGUUUACCGAGUCCGCGCCUCAUGCCGACAACGAAAAACACGUCACUAAGACGUAGUAACGCGCAACCGCUGUCCACAAUGAGCGUGCAAAACCUUCGGAACAAGUUUAGCCAGAACGGUGCCUCAGUGCCGUACAACCCGCCGGGGCUGAGCUACGGAAAACCCGUUGCCAUGAAUAACAACACCAGUAAUAACAACAACAACAACAACGGGCAUGGGGUGCUGCUUCAGCAGAACGGCGGUGUGAUCGGCAGUCGGUUCAAGACGAUUCGUGAGGAGCCGGCGGACGGCGACGAGAAGCCUCCCGUGGCCACCAAGAAUAACAGUUUCUUGCAAAGCUACUUGGCGGCCGAGGUGACGAAAAACGCGGCUAAGAAGCCGGCAGCGACCAAGUUCGCAACUAGGUCAUCGCCCAUGCCCGUCGCGGACGUCGCGGCAAAACUGUUGGCCAAGCAACCGCCCGAAGUCAGAUCGCCGCCCCCGCCUGUGUUGCGUGCCACUGGUUACACCCCUAAGGCUUCGAUCAAGUCGAGCCCCGUGUCAUCAGCCCCGACCCAAGUGCCAUCAUCGCAGCCCUUCUUGUCCCCGUCCAAGCCACCAUCGCCGCAGUCUUUCACGUCGUCCUUCCCUACCAAGUCGCCCGACCCGCAGCCGAGUGUCGUCAGAUCGUCGCCAAACACCGAGGACCGGUGGAAGAGCAAAUACGAAGAGACGGAGACCAAGCGGAAGGGUCUGUUGACACAGACUCAGAAACUGUUGAGAGAGAAGUCGGACAUGGAACGACAGGUGUCGAAACUCAGCGCUGAUCUCGAGGUAUCGAACCGAGAGCUGUCGGAAAGAACGUUGCAACUGUCGCAGCUGAGAAAACUUUCGGAAGGCAUGUACAAGGAGUACGAUCAGUUAAGACAACAAUACGAGCUCGAGACCGGCACGUUGCAGAAGGCCAUGGAACGAGCUUCACAGUGGUACAAACAAAAUCGCGAGCUAAAAAGGAGGAGCUCGGCGUUAAUGCAAAAAGUCAUGUCGGUCGCACCGUCCACGUUGGAUGAUUUGGCCGACGAUACGGACGGCAACGAUAACGACACGGAAAUGGAAGAGCUCAGGAAGACGGUCAAAGAGCUCACCCAAGAAGUUUCGAGGCUACAAGCGGAGUUGAAUAAAAUCAAACUGCAAGAGUUUGAAGCCCAGGAGCAGACCGUAGACUUAACAUCUGACCUGGAGGAGGAGCGCAGGGCUAGGGCACGUGUCGAACAAGAACUAAAAGAGUUAAAGAUGAAACACGAAAGCUUAGAGACCGUCAGUCGUAAAGUCGUCGAAGAGACGACAGUUUUACACCAACGGUACAAGAAAGAGAAAGAAGAAGGCGUAAAAAUCCGAAGUGAUGCGAACAAAGUGAAAUCCGAAAGAGACGUACUUGCCAGACAAAGCCAAUUGCUGAUGAUGGAUGCUGCUUCGGACGAAAAAAUCAUGAAAUUGUUGUUCGAAGUGGAACAAUUGCAAAGAACAAUAAGUGAAGAGAGACAAGAACACGCCGAACAAAUAAAAUACUUACAAGAAAAAUUGGAAUCUCAAAGCGAAUCCGAACAAAUCGAGUUGUACGAAGAGAAAUUAAAGUUGACCGAAGCGGAAUUACUGUGUUCUCAGCAAAGAGCCGAAACGGCUGAAUCUCAAUUGGUCGAGCUGAGGAAAAAAAUCGAAGAGACCAGAGCGGCGACCGCGGUCCCUCCGUGCGCACCGCCACCGCCGCCACCUCCGCCACCCAUGUCGAUGCCGCCUCCUCCGCCGCCGCCGCCAAUGACGAUGAUGGCGAACUUGCAGACCAUCAAGUUGAAAACCGUGAGCGCGUUGAACCACACCGCGGACGACGGCUCGAACGCCAUCGAGGAAAUGGGAAACUAUCUGGGACUGCCGGCGGCGAAUUCCAAGGGUCCUCAGGUUCAGAACGGUGCUAUCGACGCCAUUAUCAAUCAGAUCAAAGGAGGUCGAUUCUGCCUGAAAGCCACGGACAAAGAGAAACAGACUCCUGUCAAGAAACAAGAACCGCCGCCCGUCGUCAACGAGAUGAUGAACGUGCUGGGCACUCUGCGCCGUAAUCCCAAACGGAGAGCCAGUUUCAAGACGGCGCCUGCCGACGUAGCGCUAUAGGAAAGAAAUUUUUUUAAAAUAAAAAAUAAGAAGAAUAAAAAUACCCCGUACCGGACGAGCGUCUCCCUACGACUUUGUAGUCGGCGACGGCGGCCAAGAUUAUUCUUUAUUUCUGUUCCUCUGUUUUGUGUCUGUGAAACGAAAAUUAAAUAAAUAAAUAAAUAAAUCGUUUAACUGUAAAUAUGAAAAAAUGAAAAAUAAAAAAAAAAAUGUGAAAAGUACAUGUUAUAGAAACGAAUAUUAAACGCACACAGUCACCAUCGACUAGGAUGUCUGUGAUGUUUUAUGUUUUUAUCAAAUUUCUCAGUUAAUAUUUUAUUAUUAUAUUGUUGUAAAUAUUCUAGUGAAAAAAGGAUUAUUAUUUUUUUAUAUAUAUAUAAUAUCAUCACUAAAUAGUGAUCACCCUCCCUCGUUCGACCAUUAAAGUAGAUAUUAAGAUUUUAAAUUUAUUCUCAAAUUGUCGAUAGUUUUUUAUAUCGGUUACAUAUCCAUUGAAUUAUUUUUGUAUAACAAGUGUUUUGCCCGCCAACCAACAGUGUUAACGAAAUUAUAUGUUUUAUUUAUAAAAUUAUAUUGUUAAGUUAUAAAUGUGUACGUUAUUGUUGUAUGAUAAUAGUUUAUUAGCGAAUAACUUAUUUAACGUUAUGAAUGGUUUGUAAUAUUC